GUUUGCCGGAAACAGAAAGGAGGAAAAAGGAAGAGAGUGGAAAUACAUCGCUUGCCAAAAGUUACACAAAGCGGCGACUAAAUCCCGUGUGGCAACGGCUAGCUGCAUGCGUGCAUAUUUAACACACGUUUAUUAUCGCACUUUUUUAUGUAUUUAAAGGAGCGCAUUGGCUUUUGUAGAGCUCGAGUCCCCAGCCAGUAGCCUGAGAACUUGCUGUUGCUGGCUAGUGUUAGCUAAGUAACUUGCUACAACCGCUGGCAGGUUUAUCGCCAUUUUGCGCCUAUACAGCUCGAGAAUUUCGCCAGAAUCAAGGUGGUGAAUUUUGUAGCAUGGCAGAGGCGGACCGACCAGGGAAGCUCUUCAUCGGUGGACUGAACACCGAGACCACCGAGAAGGCCCUGGAGCAGUACUUCAGCAAAUAUGGCAGGAUUGUCGAAGUUCUUUUGAUGAAGGACCGUGAAACAAACAAAUCAAGAGGCUUCGCUUUUGUUACUUUUGAAAGCCCAGGUGACGCUAAGGAUGCAGCACGUGAGAUGAAUGGAAAGUCGCUUGAUGGCAAGCCUAUCAAAGUGGAGCAAGCUACAAAACCUCAGUUUGAGAGUGCUGCUAGACGAGGACCUCCACUCUUGCACUCCCGCAGUCGUGGGCCACCCAGAGGCCCCCGUGGAUCCAGGGGAGGUCCUGGUGGUAUUAGGGGCCCACCAUCCAGAGACUACUAUGAUAAUUCAGGGAAUGGAGAAACUUUCUUUAAAGGGAUGUCAUCCAGAGGUCCUCCUCCAAUGAAGAGAGGACCCCCAGUUCGCAAUGGAGGUCCCCCACCCAAGAGGUCUGCUCCAUCUGGUCCCAUGAGCAGACCCCCUAUGUCAAGAGACAGGGAUCCCUAUGGUCCACCCCCUCCUCGCAGAGACUCCAUGAUGUCUAGAAGGGAUGAUUAUCCAUCACCAAGAGAUGACCAUUACAGUUCAAAAGACAGCUACUCCAGUCGCGAUUAUAAUUCCAGAGACUCAAGGGACUAUGGACCUCCACCCAGAGACUAUUCUUACCGGGAAUACUCAAAUUCCAGUUCUCGAGAUGACUAUGGCUCAAUGUCAAGAGGAUACAGUGACCGUGAUGGUUAUGGUGGUGGCCGGGAACCCAGAAGCUACAUGGACCGUCCAAGUGGUGGAUCCUAUAGAGAUUCGUAUGAUGGUUACGGUAACUCUCGCAGCGCCCCACCUUCACGGGGCCCCCCACCAUCCUAUGGUGGGAGCAGUGGAAGCAGUCGUUACGAUGACUAUGGCAGCAGUUCCCGGGAUGGCUAUGGCAGUCGUGACAGUUACCCCAGCAGUCGGAGUGACCCAUAUCCACCUAGCCGUGGUGAGCGAAUGGGCAGGCAGGAGAGGGGCCCAGCCCCCCCUGUCGAGAGAGGCUACCCUCCUCGUGAUUCGUACAGCAGCUCAAGUCGUGGAGGGCCACGUGGUGGCCGUGGUGGCAAUCGACCUGAUAGAGGAAUGGGUCGCAGCAGAUACUGAACUGGACUUGGAAAUCACAUUAAAGCAAACAUUAGUCUCCAUGCACAGUUAACAAGUGUUUUGGAUGAAGUCUGAUGACAAACUAGCCAUGUCUAGAUCUGUGGAAUAUAAACCUUAGCUUUGAACUGUGUCUUGACUUUCCCAUUUUUUUAAUGUGUAAAAGUUUUUUUCCUUUUUUUUUUUAGUAGCUUAUUUCUCUUGCUCAUGUAACAGUACACGUACCAAGUGGGUGUUAGUUUUUGUACAUUCAGUGCUGUUGGAAUCUGCAAUGCCCUAUGAGUCUGGCUUUCCUACUCUAAUAAAGCUUUUAGUUGUACCUUGA
Molecule: messenger RNA, 1833 nt
Organism: Scatophagus argus
Lineage: Eukaryota; Metazoa; Chordata; Actinopteri; Scatophagidae
Gene: rbmx
Product: RNA binding motif protein X-linked
Exons: 9
Coding region: 330-1511 (393 amino acids)
Biological process (GO): positive regulation of mRNA splicing, via spliceosome
Cellular component (GO): spliceosomal complex
Molecular function (GO): RNA binding
Source: RefSeq, a predicted model, not a curated record